CCAAUCCAAAAGUGACACAUUUACUGAUUCCAAAAUGUAUCUAUCUUCCCAAGAGCAUUGACUUUGAGGACAGGGUGAGUCGUGGUCGAAGUGGGUCGGCGCAAACUGCAACAACCGGACGAGUGCCUGACAAAGAUGCGAAAAACGUGACGCAAGUGGAGAAG
Acaulospora colombiana is the source of this 164-nucleotide messenger RNA. Lineage: Eukaryota; Fungi; Glomeromycota; Glomeromycetes; Diversisporales; Acaulosporaceae. The record is from the annotation of a GenBank genome assembly.